AUGGCGCCGAAACCACAAGGAGAGAAAGAUGCAGCCACAGGUUCGUCGUCUGAUGCCAGUUCAGCAGCCGCCUGUGGUCAUGUACCAGCAGGCUCCGAUGGCUCCGAUUACGCUGCAAGUACAGCAAAUGCCACAGAUGAUGUCAAUGCCCAUCGCUCAGCCGGUGCCCUCUCAAUUGCGAACGGUGGAGCUCGUACCACAAAUGGCGCCCAGAGUAGUCAACCCGUCCUCGCCACCACCGGAGUACAUCACGAGUCCCACCAUGCAGCCAUCCAGGAAGGCCAGGCAUCAAGCCAAGCUGGUGCUAGCGGGACCGACCAAGAAGCAGAUCAGUCUGGACAGACAGCGAGAAGCAUACGUCAGAAAGACGCAAGCGAAGGCGAUGAAGAGGAAGUCAUGAGUGCUGGCUUUUGCGGUGUGACUCCGAGAAACACCUGGUGGUCGAGCGAAGAAGAAUGGCGCCAGCGGAGUCGUUCUUCUGGAGACAAUGAGGAGGAAGGUGAGGCAGCGUGCAAAGUCAACAGUUCAGUCAGCCGGCCGGUGACUUACUACACCAGUAACUACUACCGGGAGCCCAAAGAGCUAUCAUCGGUUUACGGAAGUGCUUCAGCUUCGGGCGGGCCAUCAAAGCAGAAGAAAUCUGCUCACUUUGACGACGCACACCUCGAGACUGAGCCAAAAGUACGGCGCUGGCAAACUGACAGCUUACCAUCAGCCCGCGAGAGUGUUGCGAGGAACAAGCGACGACUGACUGCGCCGCCAAAGACUGUGCCGCGAGCAUAUAGCGGUAGUGAAGAUGAUCUAUUCGUAACGUCAGCUUAG
Fulvia fulva is the source of this 822-nucleotide messenger RNA. RefSeq lists its product as uncharacterized. Lineage: Eukaryota; Fungi; Ascomycota; Dothideomycetes; Mycosphaerellales; Mycosphaerellaceae. The coding region runs from base 1 to 822 and encodes 273 amino acids. The transcript has a single exon. The record is from RefSeq and is a predicted model, not a curated record.